Crotalus tigris (Tiger rattlesnake) is the source of this 6804-nucleotide messenger RNA. It is a transcript of the gene EIF4G1, whose product is annotated as eukaryotic translation initiation factor 4 gamma 1. Bases 276 to 5147 code for a protein of 1623 amino acids. The record is from RefSeq and is a predicted model, not a curated record. Gene Ontology annotation, molecular function: mRNA binding; protein binding; translation initiation factor activity. The transcript is spliced from 35 exons. Gene Ontology annotation, cellular component: eukaryotic translation initiation factor 4F complex. NCBI's taxonomy places the organism in Eukaryota, Metazoa, Chordata, Lepidosauria, Squamata, Viperidae.
CGCCCCGUGACCGGUCCUCCCCUCCCGGCCCCGCCCCUCCCCUCGGAGCGGCUCCGGAAAUGGUCGUGCUGGGCUCCGCUGCGGCUGCGUUGGGCCUCGCUCCCCGGACUGAAGGCGACUGAAAGAUCUCUCAUUCUCUUCCUUCCUGGACUUCACUGAUCUCAAAAAGCUAUUAUCAAAUCAUAUCAAAUGACGGUGGCCAUGAUAAAAUAUCUUCAAGUUGUUUCCAAGAAAACUACAGAUAGUAAAGGGAUCCUUAUGCAGCAACACGUGAAAUGAACAAAGCUCCACAACCCUCAGGAGGAACCCCAUCAGCCCCACACCCCUCCCCUUCUCCUGGACUUCCACAGCAGUCAGCAUUUCCUCCUGGCCAGCCGGCACCUGUGGUUUUUAACCCAGCGCAAGCUACCCAAAUGAAUACGCCUUCCCAGCCUCGACCGUUUCCAGCAGGGCCUCGUGCUUUACAUCAGCAGGGCGGAUUCAGGUCUCUCCAGCAUUUCUACCAGAGCAGGGCCCAGGCACCGACCAGUGCUUCCCGGGUGCAGAGUAACACGUCGGCUCGGCCUGGCCCACCCACUCAUGUUUAUCCAGCUGCUUCCCAGGUCAUGAUGAUCCCUUCACAGAUCUCCUAUCCUGCUUCGCAAGGUGCCUACUACAUCCCUGGACAGGGUCGCAACACAUACGUUGUUCCGACGCAGCAGUAUCCUGUCCAGCCUGGUGCCCCCAGCUUUUACCCUGGAGCCAGCACCACAGAAUUUGGCCCUUUCGCUGGUGCAUAUUAUCCUGCGCAGAACGUGCAACAAUUCCCAACUUCUCAAGUCAUGAUGAACCCACAGCCACCGAUCCCGCCAAAGCGAGAGCGCAAGACAAUCCGAAUACGUGAUCCAAAUCAGGGUGGCAAAGAUAUCACAGAGGAAAUAAUGUCUGGAGCUAGGACUUCUUCUACCCCAACUCCUCCACAGGCUGGAAGCAGUUCAGAGCCACAGGCCAACGGGGAGACACCCCACGUAGCAGUUAUUGUCCGCCAAGAUGAUCGUUCCAAGGCCACCCCAGUAGUAAGUAAACCGGUAUCCUUGGAGCCUAGUAAAUCCGCUUCCCCAUCUCCCCCUCCGCCCCUGACCGAGGUGGAGCCUGUGCAGCCGGCCGCUGUGACGCUGGUGCGCCCAGAGAGCCCUGUUGCUGUGGACACUAGAGAGGAGCUGACGGAGGUCCCUGAAGACAUCCUUGAGCCCAUUAGCGCCACCACUACAGUGCCCGGGGGUUUUGUGCCCCCUCCGGAGUCCUUUGUUUUGGACACAGAGCCUCGGGAAGAGGUAGCUGCUAGCCCCGUUUUGGAGGUUCCUUCCCAGCCACCCCCAGAAACGCUGGUGGAUGAAGAGGUGGCGGCACCAGCAGCAGCAGCAGAAGAAGAGACGGUGGUUACCCAACAGGAGGUUUCUCAACCCGAGGAGCCUCCCGUAACGCUGCCGUGCGCGCCUCCCGUUCCUUCUCCUCCCCCAGAGGAGGUGGCCGAAGAGGCCAUCGAGUCAAAUGGAGUCUUAGAAGAGGAGCUGCUGGAGGCGGUGCCCGAGGUGCCCCCGUCCGAGCCGGAAUCGCCCAUGGAAUCGCCCAUUGCUCAACCCGAAGAGGAGGAGGUGCCUUCUGGGCUUGGGAUCCCGGAGAAGCAAGAAGCCGAAGAGCCGGAGGAACCGCCCGAAUCGGAUAUCAGCCCCAUCUCGGAACCCGAAGAGGUGAAGCCCGAGGAGGUGGUUGUCCCGGUGACUGCUGCGCCUGUUGUAGAAGAAGAGGUGGAGGCGGAGGCGGAGGCGGAGGCAGAGGAAGAAGUGGAGGAGAUGGCCGAGGUCCCAGAGCAGAGCGCCCAGCCGGUGACUGCCCAACCCUUGGAGACCACGGAAGUGACGACGCAAGUAGCCAUAUCAGUGCCAAAGAGAAAGCGAAGGUUGAAGGAUCUGAACAAGAAGGAGGCCGUUGGAGAUCUGUUGGACGCGUUCAAAGAGGCCAGCGAGGGGGGCUCUGAGACAGAGAACAACCCCCCAGCGCCAGCCCUGGAGCCCGAGGAACCUGUCCCAGCUCGCUCCCAGGAGGAACCGGAGGAGACUUGGGAACAGAAGGAGGAUAAGCUGGACCCCGAUAAGGUCAAGCAAGCGGAUCAGAAGUAUCGCUACAAGGAAGAGCAAUGGAAGCCCUUGAACCCGGAAGAAAAGAAGAGAUACGAUCGGGAAUUCCUGCUGGGGUUUCAGUAUAUGUUCGCUAGCAUGCAAAAGCCGGAAGGCUUGCCCCAUAUCAGUGACGUGGUCUUGGAAAAGGUGAACAAGGUGCCCCUGCGGCCCCUGGACCCCGUACGCUUGAGCACGAUGAACUGCGGACCGGACUUCACACCCUCUUUUGCCAACCUGGGCCGCCCAGCCCCACCCAACCGUGGGCCGCCUGCUGGGCCAGGACAACGGCGUUCCCAGCAAAGCCUGCGGAAGGAGCCCCGGAAGAUUAUUACCACAGUGUCUCUGAACGAAGACGUCAAACUGAACAAGGCCGAGAAGGCUUGGAAGCCCAGCAGCAAACGGGCCAGUGAAGUCGAAGAUCCUGAGAACAUAAAAACUCAGGAGCUGUUCCGACGGGUGCGCAGCAUUCUGAACAAGCUGACCCCACAGAUGUUCCAUCAGUUGAUGAAGCAGGUCAACGAGUUGUCCAUUGACACAGAAGAACGUCUCAAGGGUGUCAUUGACCUCAUCUUUGAGAAGGCUAUUUCUGAGCCAAACUUCUCUGUUGCCUAUGCCAACAUGUGCCGUUGCCUUAUGGGGCUGAAAGUCCCCACUACCGAUAAACCUACCGUCAUGGUGAACUUUCGCAAGGUACUCUUGAACCGCUGCCAGAAAGAGUUUGAGAAAGACAAGGAUGAUGAUGAGAUUUUUGAGAAGAAGCAGAAGGAGAUGGAUGAAGCGGCUACUCCUGAAGAGAAGACGCGUCUAAAAGAGGAGCUGGAUGACGCCCGGGACAAAGCUCGCCGCCGCUCUCUCGGCAACAUUAAGUUCAUUGGGGAGCUCUUCAAGCUGAAGAUGUUGACCGAAGCCAUCAUGCACGACUGUGUGGUGAAGCUGCUGAAGAACCACGACGAGGAGUCCCUCGAGUGUCUGUGUCGAUUGCUCACGACCAUCGGCAAAGACCUGGACUUUGAAAAGGCCAAGCCUCGAAUGGAUCAGUACUUCAACCAGAUGGACAAAAUAAUUAAGGAGAAGAAGACGUCCUCGCGUAUCCGGUUCAUGCUGCAGGAUGUGAUUGACCUCAGGCGGAACAGUUGGGUGCCCAGAAGAGGGGAUCAGGGUCCUAAGACCAUUGACCAGAUUCACAAGGAGGCUGAGAUGGAGGAGCACCGGGAGCACAUUAAAGUGCAACAACUGAUGUCCAAGCAAGACAAGAGGAGAGGGCCUCCAGGCCCAUCGUCCACAGGGGGACGAGGAAACCUAGUAUCAGAUGAUGGUUGGAACACCGUUCCCAUCACCAAGGGCAACCGACCCAUUGACCCCAGCAGGUUAACCAAGAUCACUAAGCCUAGUUCUAUUGACACUAACAGUCAGCUCUUUGCACCUGGCGGGCGGCUGAGCUGGGGGAAAGGCAGCAGCGGCGGUUCGGGUGCCAAACCUGCUGAACCGGCUUCUGACGCCAACCGUCCGGCCACGAGUACUUUGAAUCGUUUUUCAGCCUUACAACAGUCGGCUCCUGCAGAGAGCCAAGACGUUCGGCGUGUGGUGCAAAGAAGUAGCAGCAGCCGCGACCGCUCCGAAAAAGGCAGUGAGCGGAGUGAGCGCUUGGAGCGGGCGGAGCGAGGCGACCGCGUGGAGCGGAGCGAGAGGGUAGAGCGGAUGGAGAGGAACCGAACCGCGGUCACCAAGCGCAGCUUCAGCAAAGAAAUGGAGGACCGGAGCCGGGAGCGUGAACGGGAGCGGCAAGGGGUCCUGGAAACGGUGCGCAAAGUGGCUAGCAUGACAGAAGAACGAGACCGAAGCAGGGAACCUGCCAAGCGUGAGCCAGUGGCUCCCGAACUGCCCCCCAAACCUGCCUUAUCCGAGGAGGAGCUGGAGAAGAAGGCCAAGGCCAUCACUGAGGAAUACCUACACAUCAACGAUAUGAAGGAAGCUGUGCAGUGUGUACAGGAACUGGGUUGUCCAACUCAGCUCUAUAUCUUUGUCCGGAAUGGCAUCGAGUCCACGUUAGAGCGAAGCACCAUCGCUCGCGAGCACAUGGGGCUGCUGCUGUAUCACUUGGUCAAGGCAGACCACCUCCCCAAGGAGCAGUACUACAAGGGGCUGCAAGAGAUCCUGGAGAUUGGGGAAGACAUGGAGAUCGAUAUACCCCAUAUAUGGCUGUACUUGGCCGAGAUUAUCACUCCCAUUUUGAGAGAAGGCGGGAUUUCCAUGGAGGAGCUCUUCAGGGAGAUCGCCAAGCCCCUAGUCCCUAUUGGCAAGGCCACAACUCUAUUGGUGGAGAUCCUGGGCCUGCUUUGCAAAGGAAUGAGCCACAAGAAGGCAGGAACAUUAUGGAGAGAAGGUGGACUGAGUUGGAAAGAGUUCCUGCCGGAGAACCAGGAUAUCAAUAAGUUCAUCACAGAGCAGAAAGUCGAAUAUACCAUGGGCGACAGUUCGGAUGCUCCUAGUCGGAAGGAGCUGACCUCUGAAGAACUCUGCAGACAAAUAGAAAAGCUAUUAAAAGAAAAUGCCAAUAACCAAAGAAUAUAUGAUUGGAUUGAGGUAAACCUGAGUGAACAGCAGGUCUCCUCCAGUAUGUUUAUCAGGGCCCUGAUGAUGUCAGUGUGCCAUUCCGCCGUCGUCUUCGAGAAUCCUUACCGGAUGGAGAAUCUUGUGAUUAAGAGCCGAGCUAAGCUGCUGCAGAAAUACUUGAGCGAUGAAGAUAAGGAGCUGCAGGCCCUUUAUGCUUUACAAGCCCUAGUGGUGAAGCUGGACCAGCCAGCAAAUCUCCUCCGAAUGUUCUUUGAUGCCCUGUACGACGAGGACGUGAUAAAAGAGGAUGCCUUCUACAAGUGGGAGUUGAGCAAGGACCCAGCCGAGCAGCAAGGAAAGGGUGUUGCCCUCAAGUCGGUCACAGCCUUUUACACUUGGUUGCGCGAAGCUGAGGACGAAUCCGACAACAAUUGAGCCCCACAAGAAGGGCGGGGUGGGGGGCAGACCGAGCCUGCCCUGCUGCCCUGGCCCCUCCUCGGAGUCUGGACUCCUUCGGGCGCUGGCACGGGGAAGGAGACACGCAGGACUGACCUUUGCCAUCUUUUCUCCUGCCCGCCCUCAUAAGACUGCUUUUUCUUUCUUUCCCCCUUUUUUUUUCCUUCUUUUUUUUUUUCCGGUUGGGAUUUUUUUUUCCCCCUCUCUCCAUUUUUGUUUUUCGUUUUCGUUUUAACAGCCUGUAUUGGUUUGUGUCUUGACGAUAAUAAAUUGAUGCUCAAGGAGAGGUAGGUGUUGCUGUGGGCGCGCUCCGCUCAGAACCCAGGCUCGUUCCCCGGGGGAACCCGGAUGAUUUUCGUGAGCGGGGGGCCCCCCCUCAAUUCUGCUGGUGCAAAAGCACCCCCCGAAACACAUGUCUGAUGGAAGGGGGUGGGUAGCCAACCCAAUGCCUACGCUCCUGCCAUCUCUCUUUCUCUCUCCUCUCUCUCACUCUCUCUCUCUCUCUCUCUCCUCUCCCUCCCCACUUUAUUGCUGAAAUAUAGAGAUUAUAUAAAUAUAUAUAUAAAAUAUAAAUAUAGACUUAUUAAAUCUUUUGAGGUUGGAGAAUAGAACUCUUUAACUGUCCACAAACGGCUCUUCAGAUUUCUUUUCUUUUUUUUGCAUCGCCGCCUGGAAUUAACGUAAACCCACCCCCAAACCGGGAUGGAUGUUCCUUUGAAAAACAAUUUUUUUUUGGCAAGCAAGGGAAACAGAAAUCAUUUCAAAGCUCCCCUUUGCUUAGGAGCUGCAGGCAUCUCACCGGCCAAGAGGUGAGGGCAGCUCGGAGCUUCCCUGCCCCUCCACGAGCUCACCACGGCUGCCUUGGCCUACUAGGGUCAACCUCACCCCUUCGCCCGCUCGGGGUCCCCCUCGCCCACCUCCGAGCACACGGAAGGGGGGGGGGCGGGCGUGCGACCCGCUUCGUCUGCGCUUGGAUAGUUAACGGAGCCGCGCUUGUAACGGAAAGGAAAACAAAAAGCAAAGCAAAAACGACAACGAAACCACAAACAGGAAAAAAAAUAUAUAUAAGGAUACAAUAACCGGUCACGUGAAUUUGUAAAUAUGUUUUUUUUUCCUCCUUUUUCUUUUUUUUUUCUUUUUUUCAUUUUUUUUUCUUCUUUUUCUUUACGGAGUAUUUAAUUGAAGAUUCAAAAACAAAAAAAGAGCAUCUUUUCACCGUAAACUGGAAAUAAUAAUAAUAAUAAAAAAAGAGAACAUUGCUAAACCAAGGUGACGUGUGGGUGAUGUCGGAUCCCUGUCCCGAUCGCAGCAGGAAUUUUGGGAGAGACGCCACGUCUUGGAUCACCCCGACCUGCUGGGGGGGAAGGGGGGGGGAGCUUGGAGGUAGCCCUGCGUUUGAGCCGCUUGAUGUGGGACGAUUUGGCGUGUUGUUCUAAGCUACUUUUGAAGGAAAAAAAGGGGGGAGGGCAGGUUAUCGGAGAAAGAAUGGGCCUGAAGAAAUUUACACAACGAAGAGGACGAGGCAACGUGGAGAAGGAGGGUUAUUGUAAGUUCUACAAGUGCUUGUGCUUGCGUUGCGGCCGUGGCUAACUUUGAUGGGACGUGAAAAUAAAGUCUUUGGACAGGUUCCUUGCAA